Molecule: messenger RNA, 640 nt
Organism: Babjeviella inositovora NRRL Y-12698
Lineage: Eukaryota; Fungi; Ascomycota; Pichiomycetes; Serinales
Exons: 1
Coding region: 77-583 (168 amino acids)
Source: RefSeq, a predicted model, not a curated record
GUCAGUAAGUAUAUUCUCCAAAGAUUUUAUACAUAACCGAAACAAAUCAGAUCCAAGUUUCAGUCCAAAUUUUCCAAUGAGUAUUAGCAAUAUUAUCUUGAGUGAAACUACCACGAACCCAGCUGCGAUUCUUGCCCCCUUGAGUAGUAUCGCGGGUGAUCUCACUUCCACCGCUGUUGGAGUUAUUGCUUCUACCGCGUCUGCCGCUUCCCAGUUUUCUACCGGUACUGAGAUAGCCUCCACUGUUUCGACAGCCUCCAUUGUUUCGACAGCCUCCGUUGUUUCGACAGCCUCGGCUUCCGUUGGUGUCUCUGCAGUCUCCUCUGUCGCAUCUUCAGCUCCAAUCGGAGUGUCUAUUGCUUCAUCUACUUCUAGAGCUUCCUCUGCUCUCACGAAUGCUUCCUCUAAGACUUCCAAGACCUCUUCUGCCUCUUCCAAGACCUCCUCCGCCUCUUCUAAAACGUCGUCCGUUACCUCUUCUACUUCUGCGGCCGGUGCUAUGGGUACCUCUGACCAAAACUGGAAGACAACCUUCAUCGCUGCCUCCCUUUUCGGGGUUGCUGCUGUCUUGGGUGCUUUCUAGAUUUGUGUGUGGGACUCAACUCAAAUGCACAAUCUAGGGGCGCAAACAUUGAUCCAC